AGGAUCCAAAAUCUGGGUGGAAAAUAUGGAGGAGAUGAAGGUGUUCUUUUGGGUGUUUUUAGUGGGAGAAAAGAGUAAGGUUAAGAGGAGAAAUGGGGAGAUAAGAAAUGGAAGAAAAAUCAGGGAUGGAUAAACCAAGUUGGUGUUUAAGAGAUAUUACACACUCUUAUCCUAACUUGGGGUUUGAAUCUAGAAUUUAAUUAAGAUAUGACACACUUAAUCAAAUAUCUAGAACCUAAAACUCACACUUAAGAUAACCACUCUUAAGAUAUAUAGAAUUAGGAAUUUGGCUAAAAUAGCAUCACACUAUUUUAUAAAUACUCAAAGAGUAAAAGAGCUUGUUCUUUCCACAUCUCUAAGGACCAAGAACACUCUUCCCCUUUCCCUUUCUCUUUUCCCUAUUUUCGGCCAUCUCCUUUCACCAUGUCAAACCAAUCUCAAACCAUGUCCAAUGAAGAGAUCCAAGCCUCUAAUGCAGUCCUUAAGGCUCAAGUUGAGUACCUAGCCAAGCAAGUGGCUCAACGUACGAAGAUGAAGAUGACAAUGCUGGACACACCCGAAGAAAGUGAUGAAGAACUAGAUGAGGGAGUCCAAGCUACUGGAAACUCUAGCAACAUCACUAAUGGAAGCUCUUGUGACAAAGGAACUAGUGACUUCAAGAAUUCUGGGCAGGAAGAAGGGUGUUUUUUGUGGGGGAAUGGACUGGAAAUAUAUGGAGUUGAUGAGGGAGUUCUUUUGGGUAUUUUAAUUGGAAGAAAAGAGUGAGAUUAAGAUGACAAAUGGGGGGGAUAUGAAAUGGAAGAAAAAUCAGGGAUGGAUAAACCAAGUUGGUGUUUAAGAGAUAUUACACACUCUUAGCCUAACUUGGGGUUUGAAUCUAGAAUUUAAAUAAGAUAUUACACACUUAUUUAAAUAUCUAGAACCUAAAACUCACACUUAAGAUAACCACUCUUAAGAUAUAGA
This is a messenger RNA of Cuscuta campestris, 963 nucleotides long. NCBI's taxonomy places the organism in Eukaryota, Viridiplantae, Streptophyta, Magnoliopsida, Solanales, Convolvulaceae. The record is from the annotation of a GenBank genome assembly.